UUAAACCAGAUAGAACAACCACUAGUUCAUCCAAUGCCUCACUGAUCCAGAGGGAGCCAUGGACUGAAGACACAUGGGACCACAAGCAGGAUACAGAGAAAGGGGGUUGCCGGAACCCAGUUUGGCAUGAGCAUGAGGAGAAGGGGAGGAGUGUGGAAAAGAUGGGGGAAAGAGGACACAGGCAAAGUAGGAGGGAGAAAUCAGAGCGCAGACUGGAGAAGGAGGGAUGGUGAUCAGAGAAGAGGCUGGGGUUGCUCCAAGACAGCAGAAGCAGAGGGGCUGGGCAUAGGGGGGAACAGGGAGAGAGGACCACCGUUAGAGGCAGGAAAUGGUUGGAGCUGCUCGGGAACAAAAUUGGAGGAAAAGGGCCAGUUGGAAAUGUCAAAAUCGCAGGCCUUCUCAGUCUCAAGGGUGAGAUGGCGAAGUGAAUGGAGGGAAGAAGGAUCAUCAGUGGGGGGAAUCGGAAUUGGGGGAGCAAGAGGAAGGUUCACAAAAGAGCUCAGCGAACUCGGGCAUACUCGUACCAAGCAGAACAGGUCAGGUCAGGGAAGACCGAAGGGCGGAUACAGCAAGGAGAAGACAGGUAGAGAUUGCAAAAGAAGACUGGUCCCGCUGCUCUGUACCAUGGCAAAGGAUGGAACAUACUUCCUGGCACUGGAAGACGCAGAUGGAAGGGCAAUUAUCCCAUCCAUUGAAAUUGACAGAACUCCAACGUCGAUACUUAUCAUGGAGGGCACAAAGAGGAUGUAUGGGGCCACGGUCCCAGUGCGACUAAUCCCAAGGUCUACAGUGAUCAGCAUCUUCAGUGAUACGUCAGAAGGCUACCAGAAGUUGUACAUUCCACUGUUGGAUGCUCGAAUUCCACAGGAGAUCGCAGAAAGACUUACCCAAGUAGGAAUACGCUGGACAAGGAUGGAGGCCAUACACGAGUUGAAUCUGGCGCAGUUGGAAGAAAUAAAGAUGUCAACGUUCACCACGACCGGGCAGAAAAGGAAGCUGGGCGGAGAGUGUCAUGCAAGGAUGGAUGACUUCCUUCCCCCAGGCGGCAAGGACCACAAUACACCUGAAACGGAUCGAAACAGGGGUCGAACUGUAGUUAGCGACCGAGAACAUAUAGGCAGGCUAACAGAGGAGGUGCAUAAGCAGAAAGUACUGCUUAGAGAGAUGUUUGACGAACUACACCGCGUCAAGUCGCUUCUCGACGAAAUGACGAAAACCGCAGAGCACAGGAUGUUCACCGUGUUCUGGUUGUUGCUUGACAACCCGAAAGAUAUACUAGACGUUACUCGUCUGAGGGAGGACAUGUCAGCCAGACUUCAGGCAAUUGCUGAAACGAAGAACACCACGUUCGACGAGUUUCAGGCAUGGUUGGAUAUUGAAAGGGAAAGGCGCACCACCGUCUUGAGGCGGUUCUCCACCCAUGCCACGAAGACAACAAACAGGGAAUCAGACGGAGGGGAUGUCAUGUGUUUUGCCAGCUGCGGAAAGUGUGUACUCAAGGAGGGGUGGGCAUCGUACAAUUCCCAAGAUUACAACACAGGUUCGCUACCUACGACGGCACGCAACGUCGUUGACCUCUUAGCCUUCGCCGAGGACUGCAUUCGCCACUGUACGGAAACUGUUGACGAGUACGGUCUGAGUGAAGUGCGUGUCGGGUCUGUUAAUSACGAGCUUCCUGCAAAAAUCGCGACUCUGCUGAGCAGUUGCUCCGACGUAAUGGAUGCCCUGCAACACACUCGAGGCAGGAUGUUGGCUGGGGAACUGACGGUGACAUGUACGGAAGGAGAUGUUAUGGGAUGUGGAGAAGGUGAAACGAAGAAGGGAAGAGAGGAACCUGACAGACCAAUCGAAGUGUGUUCGGGGAAUGGGGCCACUCUUGGGAAGGAUGCGCCUGCGGCACAUGUCCUGUUUGCGUGCAGUGAUGUUGCCGCACUGAAAUCUCACCACGUGCGUCACAACUUCUCAUGCGUGCUUGCCAGCAAAGCACCUUCGGCUAUGGGGCCUGCCAUUCAAUCGAAUGUCAACGGCGUGGAGACAUGCGCGAUGGAGACUCGGGACAUGGUGAAGGGUAUUGCAGGUGUCAGCAACGAAGGGAUAUCAGCCGGAGCAAACACCACGGACUGUGCAGUGGCUCUUGCGGGAAUUUGUGCGCAGGCUGCAGACUUGAGCACGGAUGGCGACACGAGCGAUGAUGGUGCAGAGUGUCUUAGAAAAGAGGUCGAAAGACAAAGCAUUUGCAUCAUGUCGAUGUCGGUAGCACAGGUGGCUAAGGCUCUUGCAGAGGUGAUGAAGUAUGCAGAGGAGCGAUUCCAUUACAACGGCUGUGGCGAGUUGUCUUUGGUGGAGGAGAGGGUGCCGCGGUACUUUGCUGUUACCGUGGAUAUGAGAUCCACGAUCAUGGCCAACGACAGUGGUUGCAUACAGGCACGAACACUCUUGGAACGAUUGAGAGAGUCACCUGAUAUUCGUGUGGACAGCGACGCGGAAGACAACAGUCUAAAAGGAGUGGUGCAGUGGAUGUGCAGCGAAGGCAUGCGCGACGAAGGAGUUUUCGACAUGUCAAUGCAGCAGAGAGGGGGGACCUAUAUACCUGUGGCUUUCAGGAAGUUCAUGGUGAGUGUGGCGAAGGGAUGGGACAUGCUUGUUGAAGGGACGAAGGACAAAUUGAAGAGGGGUGCUGCAGAAAUACUAGUGCUGUCCAGAAUCAAGGACAUGACACAAACACCGCCCCAGGACUUUCAAGAGCUUCCCAUUAUUGUUGCAGACGGUGUGGAAUACGUUCUGCUUGACCAGCUAUGUGAUCUCAUGGGGAGGUCAGAGGACGACAGGAACGUCAUUCAUGAGAUGUUGCACGAAGUCACAGAGUAUGUCGUGCAUGUUCGAGAUGUCAUUGAGUUUGAGCCCGCGUCGGCAGGAGAGGAGAUCAUUAGUGGCAGACCAUUGUGGGGGGGCUUGUUGGGUUGUGCUCUGGAGCGGCUUGGUCUUGCAACCUGCGAUGUCGAGAGACARAGAGAAAGGGAAGAGGGUUGGAGGAUGAUUGCCAGCGAAACAAGGUUACCGGUCAUUGAAGAAACCGGGGAGACAUCAGCAGCACAAGAUACGAGCGGGGCGAUGGUGGGUGACGUGUCUACCUUGCACACACCAUCAACAGAGGAGUUGGUGUAUAUGGACACUUGUGAGCGUUUCUUCUUCGGGGAGCAGCAGGAGGACGAGCACACAGAUGAUGCACAACACAGAGUCAAUGCAGAGGAGGAGGAUAAGGAAGAGUACGAGGGGUCUGACGUGGAUGUGAGCGGCAGCGACGUCAGCAGCGACGAAGCGGACGAUGACAAUGACGUGUACUACGAUCUCAAGACAGCGGGUGGACAAGUAACCAAAGGUUGGGCACAUGCAAUCCUGAGGUUGGCACGAGUAUUUUCCGAUCCGCACAACGUGCUGCGUGUGGUGUUCAAGGGGGCGACACCUGAUGGUGGUAUGCAGUAUGCUGCAGUGACCACCAUAAUGCGAUCCUGCAAGAAGGGGGGGAAAUGGUCACGUAUCGGCGAGGCAUGGCAGGAGAACAAUGCUGCCCACGACCCGGGGCCAUCCGACAUGGGCGCAGCGAAUCUCGCAGCUGAUGACAACGACGACGCGGGGGCAGAGGACAACGCGAACGAGGCAGCGGGUGACAACGCAGAGCCGGAAGCGCAACCCAUCGAGCCUUUUGACAGCUCGCGCAGGCUAGCAGCGCUUAUUUUGUCCGCACGUGGCGGCGUCAGUAUGUCGCAUUGCGACGUUGAUGCUCUCUUGUCACUUCUCAAAGACCCGAGAUUCAGCGCGGCGGACAUUGCAUACCGCAACAGUCGAGAGUGCUUCGCAUGGGCGGGCAGUCUCUCAGAGGCCGCCGGGUGGAAGGAGUCGGACCUGCGUAGUGACGACUGGCCUGAAGGAGCGCACGCCAUCUUGUGGCACCGCGAUUGGCGAAUUGCAUUCUUGUCGAUAAUGCAGGUCGCGUUGCAGAAAUGCGAGACGGUUCAUUCCCUUGAAGUGUCCCCGUCGUCGGAUGACCACAGUGUGUCCGGUCCGCGCAGUGGGGCGCUAAGCUAUCACACGCAGUCAACCAUUCGAGCGCACAAAGGUGUCGACGGGAAUGGAAAUCCACGAUAUGUGAUCCCUCUCUCACUCUACUCCGACAAGACACACACAGACGGUCGUCAGAAACAGACCGCAUACCCUCUUAUGAUGUCGCUAGCGGACCACGCGUCGGAAGCCACUCUGCUGGCCUGUCUCCCCGUGCUUCAUCAUCGACCCCGUGACAAAGGAUGGGGUCUUCAGUCCAGCACAUUUAGGAAGCGAAAGGCCGUCAUCUUCCACAAGGCCCUUUCGAUGGUUUUGCAAGCUGCGAAGGAGGCGUCGCACGACGGCAUCACGAUACCAUCGUCGCGAUUCGGGGACGUGAAUGUCCACCCUUUCCUCCUCAACUAUAUACAGGACUAUCCAGAACGAUGUGCGCUGGCGAAUGUGAAGUUUGGUGUAUGCCCCACAUGCACCGUGUCGAAAACGGACCUCGAUGUUGUGGCCGAUUUCACGGACUGCAGGAGAUCCCAGACGCUGGAAACCCAACUCGCAGAAGCCCUAUUCACGGCGGACGACGAUGACGUGCGCCGCGAAGCGGGAGGGCGAAUGGCAGAGUUGGACAUGCAUAGGCAUGUUGAACAGAACGACCUUUGGGGGUUCUACAGGGGGCCGAGCGGCGAUGAUCCUCAGCUAGACUACCACCUCGCAUUGCAACCAGACCGUAUGCAUACGAUCGAACAUGGCAUAUUCCUGCACAUGGUCGACGCAUUCAGGGCGGCAGCCUUUGAGAAGUUGCCGCACACACCGCAAACUGAGAUCCUGAAGGAACUCGAUGCGAGAUUAUAAUGCGUUAGUGAGAGAUGUACGCGAACAUAUCCCCAAC
Molecule: messenger RNA, 4939 nt
Organism: Chara braunii
Lineage: Eukaryota; Viridiplantae; Streptophyta; Charophyceae; Charales; Characeae
Source: the annotation of a GenBank genome assembly